GGCUAUUGUACCUGGGGGUCUGCACACGCACAAAAGAAGCCUGCCAGCAUUGAACAACACACUCUGGAUUCUUAACAAAUUGACGUCGGUUUUUCAUGCGUCUGUCAUAACAUUGUCAACUACGAGGCGAUAGCCGAGUGGAUCCACAGCUACUUUGACAAUGUUCUGACGAAAUUCAUUCAAUGACAGGACAGACGCAUGAAAAACUGUCGCCAAUUUGUUUUUUUACAAUAAAUUGUCAAAUUGUCCGCUCUCGCUCGUUGACGCAUCGUAUAAAUCAUAAAUUUAUGUGUGUCCGCUUUUUGACAAUGAAAAUUAGCCAAUGAGCGCACGAGAAUUUCUGCAGUUAUUGUAAAAUUGGCAGUUGACGUUUCGAACGUAAUUCGAGAAACGUAGGAAAUAUUUGGCAGAGAGGGGUUUCUUUAAUUGUGAUAUUUCCUAUGAGCUGGAUGCCAGAGAUUUUGUAUGCGCGUGCCGUCCUCCAGCCGAACCAAAGCAUCCCGCCACAUGAGCGAGGAAAAAUCUCCGGUACCCAGGGUAUAUGUAUUACACAAUCACUUCACUGUUCAUGAAAUAAAAAAAGUCUAAAUACAGAAAAAAAAAAAAAAAAAAAACUUCACUUCUUUGAAUCAAUUCGACCAUGAAAGUGCACAUCCACCAUGAUCAGUGAAUGAGUCCAGCAGAAGAGAGGCAAACUCUGAAGUUGGGCUCAAAGGAUCACCCGCCGGGCAGGGCGAGCUUGACAGUGCAUCAGGUUCGUUCAAUCUUAACACGCACAGAGAACUACUUCACUUCUAGGGUACAGCUAGUCCAGUUUGGCUUUCUAUCACCAAAACGUUAUGACCAUUUUAUUUUGGUAGUCACACAACUCUUGCGCGACGAUUCAAAGAUUAGCCUGUAGGCAGGUUCCUUUUAUAGUAAGGUACAGGGCGAAAAAAAUUAGAAAGCCGAGUGUUUCUGAUUCUUCAAGAGAUCUUUCUCCCCAGACCAGCUCCAUAGUGAAGAUCGGGCUCCUGUGAAGGUGAAUAAGGGUUACGUGAAGCGAUCACAUAUAUACUGACUAUAACAUGCAAAUAUAAUAAUGUAGUGAAUUUAUGAAACCAUGCGUGACUGCCCAACAUUGAUAGCUUAGUAACGGAGGUCAUGCGUUACUUGAAUUGCUGACUCACUUUUGCAAAGAGUAGUCGCAGUUCAUAGUCCGUUAUUAGCCACUCAUUGUAAGGUUGCAUGCGAGGAGUGCGCGACGGUGAAAAUGAUACUUUUAGACGAUCUUGGAACGUUCUUUACGGUUCUGAUCAACGUGCACAUGAGGUUUGACUCUGUUCAUGUGCAGAAAGAACCAGUGACUUUCAGUUCCCUUAACCCGCUCGGUGAUUGCCCCGGAUCACUGAACGGAGGUAUGCGUGAUCCGAUGAAAUGCCUUCUUGUUGUCCAAGAAUGGUGGGGCAUGAACGAGCAAAUAAAGCAGCAGGCGCUGGACAUAGGGACGCAGGGAAAGUUUGUGACUAUGGUUCCUGAUUUGUACCGAGGAAAAGUCGCUAAAAACAGCACUGCUGCGCUUCAUUUGGUUCAAAACUUGGAUUAUCCAGAUGCAAUCAAGGACAUCCAAGGAGCGGCCCAGUAUCUUAUCAAACAAGGUUGCAAAAAGGUCGGCAUCACUGGUUUCUGCAUGGGAGGAUCGCUGUCCUUAGCUGCCGCCGCUCUUGUACCGGAAGUCUCUGCUGCCGCACCGUUUUAUGGCAUUCCGCCGCCCUCGCUAGCGAACGUGUCCACCAUUAAGAUACCGGUGCAGUGCCACUUUGGCAGUCAAGACGUGUCUAACACAGCUAACCCUACAGAGUACGGCAAGCUGCGGGACCUGCUGGACGCGGGAGGCGUGGACUACGAAUUUUACGAGUAUGAUGCUGGCCAUGCUUUUACUAAUCCAAACAGCGCUAACUACAACAAGACCAUAGCUGAGCUGUCUGUUGGACGAAUGAUUGAUUUCAUGAAGAAACAUUUGAACUAAAAAACAAACAAGCAAACAAGAAAUUUAUUCAUUUUUCCUUCAUCUAGUUUGAGUGAUACCGUCGCAAAAUCUGGGACUAAGUCUGCUUUUCUAAUUGUUUAUUUUGUAAAAAAUCUGCAAAGUACUUAACAAUAUUGUUCACGACCAUUCACCAAUGACACAGCAAACACGCUAAGGGGUCCGACAUUUACUUAAAAUGUAAUAAAUAAAAGACCUCAGAAUUAAAAUUU
This is a messenger RNA of Orbicella faveolata, 2238 nucleotides long. RefSeq lists its product as uncharacterized. The record is from RefSeq and is a predicted model, not a curated record. Gene Ontology annotation, molecular function: hydrolase activity. Lineage: Eukaryota; Metazoa; Cnidaria; Anthozoa; Scleractinia; Merulinidae.